Molecule: messenger RNA, 4600 nt
Organism: Columba livia (rock pigeon)
Lineage: Eukaryota; Metazoa; Chordata; Aves; Columbiformes; Columbidae
Gene: FREM3
Product: FRAS1 related extracellular matrix 3
Biological process (GO): anatomical structure morphogenesis
Source: RefSeq, a predicted model, not a curated record
GGUCGCUCCCCCUCUCCUGCCUCAUCUACCUAUCCUUAUUUUCGGCCCUUGAUCUUGCUGCAUCCUCUCGCUGUCGCACCGCCUGAGGGAGCAAGUCUGCGGCCGUGCCUGCACCGGGGGAGGUCCGGGGGCCUCAACCCGCACCUUGCCGCCGCGCCAGGCGUACGGGCGCCUCCGGAGUCCCAGCCGGGGGCAGUGGUCCCGCUGCAGCGCCCGGGGAGGACCGUUCUCCCCCUCCGCCCCAGGGCGGUGCCCCGGCACUUUAGUGGGGGCGGCGCAGAGCGCUCCGCAGCAGCCGGGCCAUGGCCGGGGAACCCCCGAGAGCUGCCGGCCGCGGCAGCGCUGCUGCUGCUCGGCAUCCCGAGUGCGCCGGGCGCGGCGGAGCCCCCGCGGGAGCCUGAUGUCUCUGCUGGCCUGGUUUCCAAGAGGGGGCUGUGUGUCCCUCUCGGCCGCUCCUUCUUGCUGGACCCGGCGGCGGACCUGGUGCUGCGGGUGCGGCCGGGGACAGGUGUGCCGCGGCGGUGCUGGGGACCGCUGGCGCUCUGUCUCCCCCGCGCUUCUCCUGCGCCCUCUCCCGCGGGCAGUUCAGCUACACCCACUUCAGGACCCGCAGCCUCGGCCGGUACCGUCUGCGCCUCCAAAUCCGCUACGACUCGCCCCGCCGGACUCUGGCUGUGCCAUUCACGCUUUUCCAGCAGCUGCGCCUGCUCACCCGCAACCCGGUGGAGAAGCUGCGGGCGCUCGGCGCCCCCCUGCACAAGGUGUUUGGCUUCCCCGAGGGGAAGGCCGGCCGGCGCUGCCGCAUCACCCUGCUGCCCCCCGCGGCCGCCGGCCCCCUGCCCGCCUCCCGGCGGCUGCUGGGCGUCGAGGAGCGGCCCCUGCCCGCCGGCCGCAGCGGAGACCGCUCCGCCAUGCUGCAAGCGGCCAUCCGCUACCGGCACCGGGCGGCCACCGCCUCCUCUGGCCGGGACGGCAUCCCGGCACGGGUGUCCGUGCUACCUGCCCCCGGCCGGGGGGAGCAGGAGUACUACCAACACACCGCCCAAGCCCAGUUUUCUGACGUUGCUCAUGAUGGAGGUGAGCCAGUUUGCUCUCACUGCCCUAACUCUGGAUAUGUUGGCUGCUGAGGACCUGGAAACCUCCCAAGACCUCCUAGUCUUCAAUCUCACCUCCCCCUGGCCCACUGACCCACAGCAGCAAGGCUUCCUGUUCAACACAGAUGUCUCCAGCAGGCCCCUCAUUGCCUUCUCACAGCAGGAGGUGAGGGAGCUGAAGAUUGCCUACCAGCUGCCUACCCCGGACUCGGACCAGGAUCAACUUUUCCAGGUGGAAAUGGAAGUGCUGGACCCUGAUGGUGCCUUCUCAGAGCCUUUUGCUUUCAUCAUCCUGAUAAAACCUGUGAAUACGUUGGCCCCUGUGGCUACUUUCAGUCGUUCGCCUCAGCUGAUGCUCUUUGAGGCCCAGUCAUGGCCCCUGUCUGGUAACUUGGAGAUCAGCGAUGAGGACAAUCUGAAAGAGGUGAGGGUCUGGGUCACAUGAGGCUUGUUAUACAGGGAGCUUGAGGUACUGGGGGUGCUGCCCAACCAUAAGUCCUUCACUGCUGCAGCGCUAGCAGCAGGGCAGGUGGUUUACCAGCACAAUGACAGUCAGCACAGCUACAGUGACAACAUUGUUUUCUGCAUGAUAGAUGGAUGGCACCAGGUUGAAUUUCUGUACCCCCUCACCAUUGCUCCUGAUGAUGAUCAGCUGCCGCUGCUGAAUACAAAUCCUAGGCUGGUGCUGAGUGAGCACCAUACUGUCCAAAUUUCACUUUUUGUCCUCAGUGCUACGGACGUUGAUGAUGGCUCUACCAAAUUUGUCCUGGCUGGGGACUCAACAGUGUUGCUACUUGACUCACCCUGCUUUGGCAAGCUGUUGCUGUGUCAGGCACAGCAACCAUCUUAUGACAGCAAAGAAAGCAGAUCAGAGUUGGAGCAUGACUCCUCUUCCUCCCCAUGGCACUUUGUGGCGGAUGAACGUCUGUAUGAGAGGGUGGUGAGUGAGUGGCUGCAGCAGGACAUCCUCGAUGGGAGGCUGUUCUUCAGGCACAUAAGAGCUCAUAGCACCAGUACAGUGAUGGGCCACAUUGUGUUUCAGCUGCAGGAUGACAAAGACCCCCCUAACCCAUCAGGGGAGCAUGUGCUCACUGUCCAAGUCCAACCAGUAGACAGCCUGCCUCUGCACCCAGGUGCUAGCCUGCAGAUGACGGUGCAGGAGUACCAGGCAUCAUCACUGAAGAAGUGCUAUUUACAAUACACUGACCUGGAUAUGGAUGACAGGGAGCUGAAGUACACUUAUGACACCACCGACACAAAUGAGAACAGCUCUGUGGUCACUGGGAACGUUGUAUUGGCUGACAGUCCUGAGGUGGCCAUUACAUGCUUCACCCAGGCCCAGGUCAACCACCACAGGAUCAACCCUCCUGCUCAGGAGCUGGGGAUCACACCAUGGGUGAUUCAGUUCACAUUCCUUGUAGAGGACUCAGCUGGCAAUUCUAUACAAGGUACCUUUAGUCUCUUUCUUCAGCCAGUGGACAACCAGCCACCUCAGAUCACCAAUACUGGCUUCACAGUGCUUGAGGGAAACAGCUUUCUUCUCACCACUGAUAAGCUAGAUGCCACAGAUGAGGACACAUCUGCAGACCAGAUUGUCUUCACUGUAACUCAAGUUCCAGAACAUGGCCAUCUGCAUUAUCUGGAGGAGGGUCUGAUGGUGCAAGGAAAAUCCUUCCUGCUAGAUGAUAUUGCUGGUGAGCACAUCUCCUACAAGCACAGUGGUGAUGAGUUUGCCAGUGAUUCUUAUCAACUGCAGGUGAGUAAUGGAGCCCAUCAUGUGCCAGUCAUAGUCAGGAUCACUGUGCAGCCUGUGGAUGAUGAAAACCCAAGCAUCACUCUCCCUGGUGGUCAUAGAUGGGUGGGAGCAACCAUUGAUGUCCUGGAAAACGGUGCUGCUGAAAUUACUACAUUGCUUUUCUAGGGUACAGGUGAGGAUACAGAUGACUUUGUGCUGACCUUCAUUGUGCAGGAUCCACCCAAGCUGGGUGACAUCCUCACGGAUGGAGUAUGAUCAGAAAAGAUUACCCAGCAUGACCUCAUCAAUGGAGCAGCAGCCUAUGCUCACACCAGUGGAGAGAUUGCCUUGAAAAAGAGCUGAAAUUGAUGAAAUGAAGAUCAGCUACAUCCUGAAGGAAGAUUAUAAUGCUACAAGUGGCAUCUUCUAUUUCUCCAUUGAAGAUGAAGGUAUUGGAACCAAGGAUGGUACAGCAGUAAAGGGUGAAGACUUCAAGGGGAAACCUCAGAAACAGGUCCAGUUCGAUCCAGGACAGGCUUUCAGCCACCUGGUGAGUGAGGAUAUUUGCAGACAAGGAAUAUGAGGCAUCUGAAACAUUCCAGAUUUUUCUGUCUGAUCUAGUUACGGCUGCCCUUGAGAUUCCAGCAAUCACAACCAUUGAAAUUGUGGAUCCUGGUGAAGGAUCUACAGUGUAUAUUCCUCAGCUGGAAUACAGAGUGGGGGAAGAUAAGGUGAACUGCUGAUUCCUUUUAGAAGAUCUGGAGAUGUCAGUCAAAAACUGAUGGCCAUUUGCUGUACGCACCAAGGUAUGUUAUCUAGGUUCUGCUACCAGCACAGUACCAUCCACAGUCCUAUGUUAUUCUGACUACAUCUCACAUCCUGGACAUCAUAGCAGCACUGUUCAUUUUAAUAAAGGUCAGUGACCCAGUGGCAGCAGAGUCCAGUCUAAAUACGCAAAUGUUUCUGCUGUCUCAAAAGGAGCUGUGGAUAUCUGAUGGAUCAGUGGGCUUUGGAGAAGGAGCCGAUGUAGCUUUUACUAAAGGAUAAAGCUCAACCUGAGACACAAGCAAGAGCCUUUGGAAACCUGGAGUUUCAUGCUACAUUAGCAGCUGAUUGUGCAGAUGCUUGUCCUCUAGUGAAACAGCCUGGUUCUGAUGGUGUCAGCUUGUCAUCUGCUCCACUCUUCCUAGGUGGCAGCUGGCUGAGAAAGGUACAUUCACACUAUUUACACGGUCCAAUUGCAGGAAGAUGCACAGAGGCACAAUAGCAAAAGAAGUCUCGGCUACCACCACGUGAUGUCCUCUGCUGGGGAAGAGUUACCACCACAGCCUUUAAAUGCAGCUGAAGAGCUAGUCUGUCUUUAAUUGUUGAAUAUAAACGUACCUUCAUAUCCACCAUGGUAGGUUGGGGCUUAAAAGGAUGCUGGGUUUAAUGACUUGACUUGUAUAGUAUCUAGCUCGCAUAUAACCAUUUUUUGUGUUUUGGUUUGAAUAUUCCUGUGGAAGAUGGUGGUAGUAUUAGAAUGGAAGCUAAGCGGUAGAUGCUAGAGUUCUUUUCAAUGAGUGAUACCAGCAGUUUUGUUUCAAAUUUUAAUGAGGACCUCAGAUGUACAAACAGCAGUGGGAGGCUCACACAGGUAAGGCUGUAAUUGCAGUUGGCUGUAAGGAGACCAUUACAUGUGAUCAAUGUGAAUUGGAGUUAUAUUGUUAAGCCACACUAGAAAAAGAUGUUAAUGCUUAUGUGCCAGCAGGAAGUGCUUUCAAACACGCUU